Messenger RNA from Nicotiana attenuata, 1597 nucleotides. Its product is annotated as CAX-interacting protein 4. The coding region runs from base 173 to 1144 and encodes 323 amino acids. NCBI's taxonomy places the organism in Eukaryota, Viridiplantae, Streptophyta, Magnoliopsida, Solanales, Solanaceae. Gene Ontology annotation, molecular function: zinc ion binding; nucleic acid binding. The transcript is spliced from 2 exons. The record is from RefSeq and is a predicted model, not a curated record.
UUAACGGCGUCGUAUACGGGUAGUAAAGUUCAUUUAAAUAACGAUAAGAUUCCUUCAUUCUCCUUUCGAAAUUGGGAGCUCCUCCUCAAUCAUCAUUGAACAUAGGUUUCCGAUUAUUGUCGAACAACUGAUAUAAUCAUCACACAAAGCUUCUUUGUGAUAAACAGUCAACAUGCCGGCCACAGCAGGUAGGGUUCGCAUGCCUGCGAACAACAGGGUUCACAGUAGUGCAGCCCUACAGACGCACGGCAUCUGGCAGAGUGCUAUUGGUUAUGAUCCAUAUGCUCCUAGCAAGGAGGACGACAAGAAAUCUACCCAGAAGGCGUCAGCUGCUGAUUCUGAAAAUGCUUAUGCGAGCUUUCAGGGUUUGCUUGCACUUGCCCGUAUCACGGGAUCCAACGCUGAUGAAACUCGUGGGGCGUGCAAGAGGUGUGGGCGGGUAGGCCACCUCACUUUCCAGUGUAGGAAUUUCGUGAGUGUUAAGGAUGAUAACAAGGAUAGGGAUCCGGAGGCGAUUGAGGCUGCCGUGUUGUCUGGAUUGGAGAAGAUCAAGGGAUCUAAGAUGAAGGGAAAAGCAGAAAAUGAGGAGAGCAGUGAAGAAGAAGAGGAGAGUGAGAGUUCUGAUUCGGAUUAUGAUUCUGAAAUGGAGAGGGCAAUUGCUGAGAAGUAUGGGAAGAAGGUGAGUAGGAAGUUGAAGUCAUCUAGGAAGCACAAGAAGAAGGAUUCAGAUGAUGAGGAGGAGGAGGAGUCAGACUCUGGAAAAAGGAAGAAGAGGGGCAGAUCAAAGAGGAGGAGGAGUGGGAAGAAGAAGGGACACAGUGAUUCGGAGGACGAUGAUGAAGAUAAGGAUCGCAGGAAGAGGAGAAAGGAAAAGAGGAGGAAACGGGAUGACUCAUCAGACGAGGAUGAAGAUCGUAGGAGGAGGAGAAAAAGUAGGAAGGAGAAAAGGAGGAGGAGAAGUCAUAGACAUGCUGACAGUUCUGAUGAAUCAAGUGAUGAUUCUCCUCCACGGCACAAGCGUAGGAGCAGGAGGACAGCCUCAGCAUCUGAUUCUGAUGCCAGCAACUCCGAUGAUUCACGAGUUGGCAGGGACAAAAAACGUUCUGAGAAGAGGAGCAGGAAGCGUCAUGAUGAUGAAGAGUAGUAAUGGACUCGUGAAAGGAGAUAUACCAUCUACUAUUUGAAUUGCAGGUCCAUUCCUUUCUAUGGAACUGCUUAUCCAGGCACUUGGUGUGUAUCUGUCUAUGUUUACUUUUAUCUUUUUGCCUCAACAAAUACUCGUGUGCUUGUUAGUCUCCCUUCAUGGUCUUGAGUAUUGUUUAACUGACGUUGCAGUAUUGUGUCAGUUAUUACAGAAUAUGGGCAUCCUUGUUGAACCUCAUGUUAACCUUUUGAAGGUUUUGCGGAGUUGUUAAUUACAACCCGUGACUUAUGCAACUUCGUAAGGUGUUUGUUGAAGUGAUAUAUCAGUCUGUAUUUAGAGUAUUGAUAACUGUAUGUGUUUAAAUUUUUCCAGAAAAACGUUACCAUAGCCUUAUAACAUUUGAUUGUGCAACACCUUUUUUGUGUUGUUUCUCAAUUCGAAAAUUUGUACUUG